This is a messenger RNA of Colletotrichum costaricense, 1752 nucleotides long. RefSeq lists its product as uncharacterized. The coding region runs from base 1 to 1752 and encodes 583 amino acids. The record is from RefSeq and is a predicted model, not a curated record. NCBI's taxonomy places the organism in Eukaryota, Fungi, Ascomycota, Sordariomycetes, Glomerellales, Glomerellaceae. The transcript is spliced from 2 exons.
AUGUCUGGCUUCGAGAUAGCCGGUCUCGUCCUAGGCAGCAUUCCCCUCAUUACCAAGGCUUUCGACGACUACAAGAGAGUCAUUGCGACAACGAGGACCUGGCGCAAUUAUGACCGUGAGGUGAGGGGCCUAAUUAGGAACUUGAUGACAGAGCAUAUCAGACUUCAGAACAUCUGCGAGAAGCUCCUCUCCUGUCUGGUAUCACCAAACGAUUUCGAGCUUAUGAUCGAAGACCCAUUCGGUCCGCUAUGGAAACAAGAAGGAGUGCAGAGAAAGAUCAAGACGCGACUUUACAGAUCGUUUGACACGUUUCAACAUGUCAUGGAAGAUAUGGAAGCAGCCAUUAAUGAUAUCAAGCAGUGUCUCGGGCUUGACGCUCAAGGAAAAGCGAAGUGGACUGAGGAGUCUACAAUAAUAAAGGAGUUCAAGCGCGCAAGCUUUGCUCUAAACAAGUCGACAUACAAGUAUGCGAUUGAUACUAUCCGGAAAGACAUCACGGCCCUGGAGUCCAUAAUCGAUACGAACAUACACAUGGAACCAGCCCGAAAACAACGAUACAAAGGAAGGCUGGCUGGCCUGAUACGUCAAGUAUCUGCAAACAUGUACUUUGCACUGAGGAAUAGCAUAUCCUGCGACUGCGAUUGCAGGCAUCAAGUCCACCUGGACCUCACGCCCGAUUCCGAGGAUGCCACCCACGAUCUGGACGAUGCUGCGAUAAUCGAGAAGAUUGGGCUCCAACUCGCCAUGACAUAUCAAACCGACACCGGCCGAGCGAUUUCCGAGAAACCUGGUCAACAAAACCUCUGGGAAGAAGUCACCGUCAGAGCCUCCGCACCACAAGCCACCUACACAUUGGAGACAACACCAACGCCCCAAUCGCCUGCUCGACCGAAGCGAAAAGUCGUAAGCUUUGCUUCAUCGCGACAAUCAACGAUUACUACGACUCGCAUCGAACAGCCGACCAUCGCAAGAGCGAUGAUGAGCACAAUGCCUGCUCUUAAUCUCAGUUCUAGGUCGAUCAAUCUCACCAGACAAGUCAACUUGUGUGCAGAGCUACGCAGAGGUCAUGAAAAAGCCGCUACGGAUAUUUAUGGCACGAUAUCUCAUCAGAGCGCCGGGAAGUCUUGGAAGUUCGCCGUAUACCCUAAGGCACAACCAAAUAAUCAACAUGUGGGGUCCGUGAUGUCGCUGAAACAGAUUCUGGAAGACCCCCUCAGCGUAGGAAUACCCUACGUGGCUAAACUUCAUCUGGCUAAGAUGAUCUCUUCAAGUUUCCUCCAACUUCACCAAACUCCUUGGCUACCAAAUAUUCUGACAAACCAAGACGUCUUCUUCAUCAAAAACGACUCGCAGUCUUUGCUUGAUUAUAGGCAGGCCUUCAUCAUGAAAGAAUUUCCCGAAAAGGCUAGGGAGGAUGUUUCCUUGAAUUCUGAUGCCCGCAAUCCCGCACUGCUUUCGCUUGGAAUCCUUCUCUUAGAGCUCAAGCUAGGCACUACUAUCGAAAGACUGCGACACCGGUACGAGAUGUCGGGAGACGGGACCCGCAACUUUGACUAUGAUGCGCUCGUCGCGCAGAGAUUAUUGCAAGAGAUGCCUGCAGAUAGCGAAUACUUUAUGUCCGCGGUCCAGCGAUGUAUAGGCGCGGGUUUCGGACGGUCCAAGCUGGAUUUGAACGAUGAGGCUUUCCGACAAGACGUAUAUGAGAAGAUAGUCGCGCCGUUGGAAGCUGACCUGGCGGCUUCCACCCUAUGA